AUGGAAAGACUUAGUCCGGCACAGCGUCUACAAAUUAUUCAACUUUAUUACGAAAAUCAGCGUUCUACGAGGGCUGUUUUUCGUAAGCUUAGAGAAACUUAUGGUCCGCAUGAUCGGCCUACCGAACACACAAUUCGUUAUACAAUUGUAAAAUUUGAAACCCAAUUUUCAUUAUUGGAUAACAUACGGCUAAAUAGGCCGCAUCCAGCACGUAGUGAAGAAAAUAUAACGGUGGUAGCUGGAAGUGUACGCGAUGACCGUAAUGAAUUGAUUCGGCGCCGUUCUCAACAGCUUGGCUUGUCGUAUGCAACAACUUAGCGUAUUUUACAUAAGGACCUUGGUUUAAAAACAUACAAAAUUCAACUCGUCCAAGAAUUGAAGCCGGCUAACCUUCCGAAUUGUCACCGUUUUAGUGAAUGGGUUCUUGAAAAGAUUGAAGAAAAUCCACUGUUUUCGACCAACAUUUUGUUCAGCGAUGAGGCUCAUUUUUGGCUUAAUGGUUACGUCAAUAAGCAAAAUUUCCUUAUUUGGACUGAAGAGUAA
This is a messenger RNA of Cinara cedri, 543 nucleotides long. NCBI's taxonomy places the organism in Eukaryota, Metazoa, Arthropoda, Insecta, Hemiptera, Aphididae. The record is from the annotation of a GenBank genome assembly.